AUGCAGGAGCACGCCACCAUCCACAAGAAGGGCUUCGGCCAGAACGCCGACGGCUCCCGGAUCCCCCAACGCAGCGCCGCCCGCAAGCCCUCCAACACCCUCUCCGCCUCCCCCGCCGCCUCCCCCGAACACAGCCAGCGCUCGUACAGCGCUAACGCCAUCAAGGUCUCCCGCGCAGAGGUCGGCCCUCAGUCCUUCGAGAAGAUCCGCCUCCUCGGAAAGGGCGACGUCGGCAAGGUCUACCUCGUCCGCCUCAAACAGAACCCCGCCUCAGCCGCCCCCGACGAGCUCGGCGCCCUGCUCCCGCCCUCCCCCGACAGGCUGUUUGCCAUGAAGGUCCUCAACAAGAAGGAGAUGAUCCAGCGGAACAAGAUCAAGCGCGCUCUCGCCGAGCAGGGCAUCCUCGCCGCAUCCAACCAUCCGUUCAUCGUCACCCUCUACCACUCCUUCCAGUCCGAGGACUACCUCUACUUCUGCAUGGAGUACUGCAUGGGCGGCGAGUUCUUCCGGACGCUGCAGACCCGGCCCGACAAGCGGCUGCCCGAGGCCGACGCCCGGUUCUAUGCCGCCGAAGUCAUCUCCGCGCUCGAGUAUCUCCAUCUCCAUGGGUACAUCUACCGCGACCUCAAGCCCGAGAACAUCCUGCUGCAUCAGUCGGGCCAUAUCAUGUUGUCGGACUUCGACCUGUCGAAGCAGUCCGAAGAGGGCGGGGCGCCGGCGGGGGUCAAGAGCAUCACGCCGGACGGGGUGCCGCUGAUAGACACGCGGUCGUGCAUUGCGGAUUUCCGGACGAACUCGUUUGUGGGCACGGAGGAGUACAUUGCGCCGGAGGUGAUCCAGGGGAACGGGCAUUCGUCGGCCGUCGACUGGUGGACGGUCGGCAUCCUGGUGUACGAGAUGAUCUACGGCUACACGCCUUUUAAAGGCGCCGACCGGCAGACGACCUUCGGGAACGUCCUGCGCCGCGAGGUCGGCUUCCAGGACUCGCCCCCCACAUCCGCCCUCGCCAAGGCCGUCAUCCGCAGACUGCUCGCCAAGGACGAGCGCACGAGACUCGGCUCGCUCUCCGGCGCCUCCGAGGUCAAGCACCACAAGUGGUUCGCGUCCAUCUCCUGGGGGCUGCUGCGCAACUGCAAGCCGCCCAUCAUCCCGCCGCCCUCGAACGCCAUGGACGCCUCCAAGGAGUCCCACUCGCUCGACCUCGCCGCCCAGGCCCGGCCCCCUCACACCCCCUCCUCGUCGCCCACCACCACCCUGCUCUCCCCGUCCACCUCCACAAGCUCGCGCGCCCGUCCCCCGCCAUCCAAGACGCAGACCGUGCGCAGCAAGAAGAGCCUCGCGCCGCGCGACAACAAAAGCCUCCGCCCCCCCGACACCGCCGUCCCGCCCCUCCCCGGCCCCGCCUCGCCCGCCCCCUCCAACACCCCCCGCCAGCCCGCGCGCGCCCUGUUGUUGUUGCUACUACGUCCGUCUCCGGGGUCCUCUGUCUGCCGCAAUGAGCCGUCCCGCGACGCCCACACGCGGCCUUCCCGCCGCGCGCGCCCUUGUCCCUGCCGAGCAUCGGGCUUCGUUGGCUGGCCCCGGCCCAGCGAACACGUCAUGCGCUCCUGCCUGGCGCGCAGCGCGACGCCCUCGCUUCAGCGGCGCCUGCCUUUGCAAAGCCAUCGGCCAGAGCGCGCAUCUCUGGGGAUCCUUGUUCCGCCCCUGCCCAGCUCAAGCUGCACGACUGCGCCGUCGCGUGAAAAGAUCAGGCUUCCGUUCCCGCGCCCGCAUGCCACGAGGGCCUUCUCUGGGCAACAAAAGCAGAUGUGCGGCAUGGCCCGCGACACGGGCACCUAG
Molecule: messenger RNA, 1839 nt
Organism: Puccinia triticina
Lineage: Eukaryota; Fungi; Basidiomycota; Pucciniomycetes; Pucciniales; Pucciniaceae
Exons: 10
Coding region: 1-1839 (612 amino acids)
Biological process (GO): protein phosphorylation
Cellular component (GO): cytoplasm; plasma membrane; nucleus
Molecular function (GO): ATP binding; protein serine/threonine kinase activity
Source: RefSeq, a predicted model, not a curated record